UCUCCCAAAGAAAAGAAUGUAAGGUUGCUGAGAUCUCUUCCAACUGAGUGGUACACCAAAGCCACAGCCAUGGAAGAAGGAAGAAAUCUGGAGAACUACACUGUCCAAGGUCUUCUUGAUGAGCUCAGAACCUAUGAGCACGAGCUGAAGAAGAAGAAGGAAGAACAAGUCACUCCCUUCCCCACGGCACUGAUGACAGCUCCAAGAGUACCAUCAAGUGAAGGGACAUGCCCAAGGAACUGUGACACACCUUCCUCCAGUAAGCCAUCAAGUUCAAAAAUGGAGAACUACGAUGAGGAAUUUGCCAUGAUGGUCAAGCAAUUCUGGAAGUUCAAUAAGUUCUUCAAGAAAGCUGACUCAGUCAGAAGGCCAUCCAAGGGAAAGCCACAGGUGAAAUCCCUUAACAAAGAACUAGGGACUCUUAAGUCCAAAGAAGCAGUGGAUAAGCUUCUUGAAACGACCAAACAUAAGGGUCGUGAAGGACUUGGGUUUGACCCCUCCAAUUCUAAAAGGAAAGGGAAAACAACCUUCAUCCCUCUUAAACCUACUGCUAAACCAAAUAAGCAGAAAGGGAAGGAAAAAGAAAAACCAACAGAAGUUCCCAAAAAGGAAGCCACUAAGUACCCAGGUGUCUGGUACUUAGACAGUGGCUGUUCAAGACACAUGACGGGUGAUAUGAGCCUUUUGAGCAAUCUAAUUCCCUAUGAUGGUCCAAGAGUUACUUUUGGAGGAAGCAAUGAUUUUGGCCUUACCAAAGGGCUAGGAAAUCUGGUGUACAAGGGACUAACUAUCCAAGCUGUAUCUUAUGUUGAAGGUCUCAAUUACAACCUUCUUAGCAUAAGUCAGUUUUGUGAUAAAGGUUACUCCUUGGAAUUCUGCAAGGACAUGGCAUCUCUCAAGAACAUCUCCACAAAUGAAGUCAUUCUCACUGGGAAGAGAAUCAGAAACAUCUAUGAAAGCACAUUUCCAGUCAUCAAGUCCACUGUUGGAGGCUCAAAGGUGAAGCUUUCGCAGAAGAAAUUGGGAAGAAAGCUUCGCCUUCCCAAUUCUAGAGUUGAAGUUGGGAAAUUUCCAGUCAAAAAUCUAGACUGGAACAUCAUUGGAAUUUCUGGGCGAACUCCUUCUGGCCCAGCAAAGAAAGCAGAUCUGAACAACGAUUACAAAUUGAUUUUGGAACUGGUCAUCGCCUGCCUCGAAUGUGGGAGUGGAGGUCAUGCCGAUGACAUCACCCAGGAGAGAGCCUUCAUCAUCAACGCUCUCAUUACCAAAACUAAGGAGAUAAGUAAAUCAGUAGAAAAGACUCUAGAGAUCAUCUCUCUAUUGAGUAAAACUGUGAGCAAUACGAUGGAAAUAUACACCUCUGACAGUCAACUGCAAUUCAAUGAAUUCAACAAAGUCAAGGAGCAAAUAGCAAAUGUCACAAUUGGUCUGCAAAAACAGAUGUCCCUUCUCCAAAUGGACAUCAGAUCAGCCCUAGCUAUAGCUUCAGCAAAUCAAGUAGUAACCAAAGACUACUUGAAGGUGAUCAUUGACAAUCAAAAGGAAGCAUACAAGCUGUUCAGACUUAUUGGUGCACAUUCUGGGAACCGCAAGAUGGAAGUAAUUCUCCAACAACACAGUCCAUCUCCAAUACCACAGCUCCCUAUUGCAGUCAACGAAGGAGAAGCAUCUUAUGUCCCUUCUCAUCUGCACAUGACUAAUCUGAUCCUUGAAGCACAGCAAAGAAAUCCGGAAAACUCAGCACAGCACCUAUCCAGCUCAGGACUGGAUGGAACAGAAUUUAUAGGUGCAGUGGCUGACCACUUCUCAGAUGCUGCUCAAACAGAGGAAAGGCGUGAAAACCUAAGGCGCAUCAAAGAACUGUGUGGGAACAUGCAGGGCAUCAGUGAAGUUGCCGGAUCUUCAAAACGCAAAAGGAACUGAAGGUUCUUUUCAUCAAACCAGGGGGAAAGGGGAAUGUAAUUCAGGGGGAACUUACCUAGUUUUGGCUAACAAUUAUUUUUGGCAAUGAAUUAUUGAUAAGCUC
Molecule: messenger RNA, 2026 nt
Organism: Cuscuta campestris
Lineage: Eukaryota; Viridiplantae; Streptophyta; Magnoliopsida; Solanales; Convolvulaceae
Source: the annotation of a GenBank genome assembly